Messenger RNA from Lindgomyces ingoldianus, 620 nucleotides. RefSeq lists its product as uncharacterized. The record is from RefSeq and is a predicted model, not a curated record. The coding region runs from base 315 to 518 and encodes 67 amino acids. Lineage: Eukaryota; Fungi; Ascomycota; Dothideomycetes; Pleosporales; Lindgomycetaceae. The transcript has a single exon.
AAUUAAUAGGCCAGGUUUCAUUUCCUCUUUCUAUGGACACUACACUGGCGUCAGAAGACCCAAGACAGACCUAAUGAGGGUUAGUUCUCAUCAAGAAACCUCACAAAUAGCUCUAGCCAAAUAACAACCUCAAAAUCAUCUCGAAAUCACUUCCCGCUAGUGUCCUCUCCGUCAUCGUUGGGUGUGUGCUCACUGCCAAUUUCUCCAGUAGUCGCCUCUGUGGUUUUUUCGCCUGAAGCGGCAGUAUUGUCCACAAGUCCUUCAGCAUUUCCUGCUUCCUGAACUUCCACAUUCUCUCCAGAGGAAGCAUCACCAUGCUCGCUGCCACCACCUCCACCUUCGGUAUUCUCAGCAGCCUCAUCCUCGAUCUUUCGGUCUUCCGCAUUCUUUUCAGCCUCGUCAGUGCUCUCCUUUCCACCGACGCCUUCGGUAUUCUCAGCGGUCUCGUUCUUUGCUGCUCCAUUCUCAGCUUCUUCCAUAUUUUCAACAUCACUACCCUCUACACUUCUCUUCCCUGAUGCUUCUUCUCCACCAGUAGCAUUUCUAGUCUCGCCUUCCCUACCACCCUCCUCAAUAGCACUAUCCUCCCCAGCAACGGCACCGUCAGACCCCUCUAAAUC